AUGUCCGUAUCACGACAGGGGAAGCACUCAACAACGACAGCGAUUGACAGUGAUUGCGCCGAAGUGGAUUUAACCGGAAUGCAGUGGGCCAGAAGGAUCAGACUCCCACCGGUCGACAUCCAGGACGUCUACCGUCAAAUCCAGGCCGAUGCCGGCCGGCAGCUCGGAUUGCGUGAUUACCAGGAAUUGGUACGAGUGAACUGUACGAAUAGAUUGAAACAUAAAAAUAAUGAUAUGCGAUGA
Molecule: messenger RNA, 243 nt
Organism: Gongylonema pulchrum
Lineage: Eukaryota; Metazoa; Nematoda; Chromadorea; Rhabditida; Gongylonematidae
Source: the annotation of a GenBank genome assembly